Messenger RNA from Rhopalosiphum padi (bird cherry-oat aphid), 2346 nucleotides. RefSeq names its product 52 kDa repressor of the inhibitor of the protein kinase-like. The transcript has 5 exons. Gene Ontology annotation, molecular function: protein dimerization activity. Lineage: Eukaryota; Metazoa; Arthropoda; Insecta; Hemiptera; Aphididae. The coding region runs from base 1 to 2346 and encodes 781 amino acids. The record is from RefSeq and is a predicted model, not a curated record.
AUGACGUCCGAAAAAAAGAAGAUGUUCCCAUUGUUUAAUUUGGUUGUUAAAAAACAAAAAUGCUCUGAAGAGCCACCAGUUAGCUUUGCUUUUCCAGUACAAUUAGAAGGCAAUCGAACCCGUAAAUUUCAACAUAAAUAUUUACAACUGUUUCCUUGGUUAGCUUAUAGCAAAGAUAAACAAGGAGCUUUUUGUAAAUGGUGUGUUAUUUUUGCAAAUUCUGGUGGAGGAGUUGGCAACCAGCCUCUUGGUAAACUAGUUAAAAUACCAAUGGUCAAAUAUAAGCAUUGUCUGACUGAUUUAAAGAAUCAUGCCAAGACUGAAUAUCAUCUUCUUUCAGCACAGAGGGCUAAUGAUUUUUUGCAUAACUAUAAAACUGGAAAUGAAAAAGCUGUUAAUGUACUUCUUGACAACCGUAAUAGGCAAGUUAUUGAAUAUAAUCGCAAACGACUCAUACCUAUAGUAAAAACAAUUAUAUUCUGUGCACAAAAUAAUUUAGCUCUACGUGGUCACCGAGAAAUAGGGUCAAUGAAAGAUAAUGACACAAGAGAAAAAUGUUUGAGUGGAGAACAAGGAAUUUUUCGUGCCUUACUAUCUUAUAGAAUUGAAUCUGGCGAUUCAGAUCUUUUAACUCAUUUAGAAACUUCCAAAAAAAAUUGUACUAUGAUUAGUCCUACCAUACAAAAUGAAAUUAUUGAAGCAAUUAGGCUCGUUAUUCAAAAUAAAAUUGUUGAAAGAGUUAAAACUUCUAAAUUUUAUUCUAUACUUUGUGAUGAAACCACCGAUGUCAGUACAGUAGAGCAACUUAAUUUAUGUGUUCGGUAUGUAGAUGUACGUAACUGUGUAAUCCGUGAAGACUUCUUAGGUUUUAUCAAAAUGGAAUCAACAACAGGAAUUGCUAUAGCGACUGCAAUUCAAAAUGAAUUAGAAAAUAUAGGUCUCACAUUUGAAAACCUUCGUGGGCAAGGUUAUGACGGAAGUUCUAACAUGUCAGGUGUUAAUAACGGUGUACAAUCAUUAAUUUUAAAAAAACAACCAUUAGCUUUUUAUACGCAUUGUUUAAGUCAUUGUCUUAACUUAUGUCUGUCUAAAGCUUGUAAUGUACCUGCAAUAAAAAAUAUGAUGGGAACCAUUCAAUCUGUUUCUAGUUUUUUUUCUAACUCUGCAAAACGAACAGAAAAACUUAAGUCUGUUAUAGAAAGUACUGAAAUUUCAGAAUCUAAUGAAUCCAGUUUAAUUAAAAAAAAAAAACUUAAAACUAUCUGUGAAACCCGAUGGGUUGAAAGGCACACAGCUUUAAUGACUUUUAAAGAAUUAUAUGUGUAUAUUGUUACUGCAUUAGAAGAAAUAAAAUGUGGAGAUUCAAGCAGAGAAACAUCAAGUUUGGCUACAAUGUUAGAGUGUGCUAUAACAAAAAGUGAAUUUUUAGUUGCGUUAGAAGUGGCAGUUACUUGUUUUUCUUACACAAUAAAAUUGAGUCAAAUUUUACAGAGUAAAAAACAAGAUUUGUCAAAAGCUUUAGCUGAUGUCACUGUAGUAAAGGGAGGUUUAGAAGCUGUUCGUGAAGAUGUUGACAGCUAUUUCAAAGAUAUAUUUAAUGAAGUGACUUCAAUUGCUAGCAAACAAUUGAAAGAAGUCAUAGCACUUGAAGGGUUAAUCCCUGCCAAUUUUAGUGCAUACAAUAAUGACUCCAUAUUAAGAGCUGCAUCACUGUAUGAAAAUGAUCUUCAUGAAAAUGCUUUAAUAAACCUAAAAGCAGAAUUAACUAUGUGGCGAAACCAGUGGAAAGACAGUACAGCAGAAAAACCAGAGUCAGCUUUGGAAGCUUUAUGUUAUUGUACAAAUGUAUUACCUAAUAUAAAGUUACUACUCCAAUUAUUUGCAACUUUACCGGUUACAUCAGCGACACCAGAACGCACAUUUUCAACUCUUAAAUUAUUGAAGAAUUAUUUAAGAUCAACAAUGAACGAAGAAAGACUUAAUGGGUUAGCUAUGGCAAAAAUAAACAAAUCUGAAAAAAUCACAGAAGAAGAACUUCUGGACAUUGGUGUCAAUAAUGCAUGGCUUUUAUAUAGAAGACAUUAUUCACAAUUGAAUAAUAACCAACAAGGAACCCUACAACUUAAACAUUUCCGAUAUGAAAUCGCAAAAUCACUUCUAGCGCAAUCAAGUGUUGGUCGACCAUCAACUAACCUAAUAUUAUCAAAACGUAAACGCAAAGCCAUGCCAAUAGAGGCCCCAUCAAAAGAAAGUCGUUUGGAUAAUACAGAUCAUUUUCCAAUGUAUAAUACAAAAGGACGUUGUACAUACUGCACUAAAGGUCAAACGGUUUUUAGUUGUUCUUAA